AUGGCUGGUUUGAAUGUCUCUAUAGCCUUUUUCUUCUCCAUUGUGGCCUUAUGUGAGGUCACCAGGAGGCUCUCCAAGAGAAUUUUUCCUCCUAAGGUGUACUUGUGUCUUGCUUGUGAACUGGCUGGCUCAUUCCAGCUGUGUGCUUGCUGCCUUGAACUGAAGAUGUUGGUGGAGAUUGGCCCAUGGGGAGGUGGCUUUGGCCCAGAUGUGAGCUUGACUCUUCUCUUUCUUCUCUUCAUGGUUCAUGGUGCUUCUUUUGAUGGAGCUUCUGCCAACCCUACUGUGUCACUCCAGGAGUUUCUAGCUUUGGAUUCUUCUUUUAUGGCCACUGUUGCCAAACUCUUGGCCCAGUUUGUAGGGGUGAAAGCAGCCAGUGUUUUUACCAAGAAAUAUUGGUCCAGGGAACUGACAGACUUCCACAUGAUUCAGAACUUAAUGGCCCAAAACUGCAGUUCAUCACUCAACACCUCUAUCUCUCAUGGCAUCUUUGUGGAAGCCGCUUGUGCAUUCUUUUUCCAGCUAGUGGUUCUUAGGUUCCAGACGCGUUCUCCCAUGUACAGAGUCCCUGGUGUGGCACUCACUGUUACUGCCUUGACCUAUACAGCUGCACCGUUCACAGGAGCCUUUUUUAGCCCUGCUCUAGCCUCUGCUGUGACCUUUUCCUGUUCUGGGAACAGCUUAUUGGAAUACACGCAAGUGUAUUGGCUGGGGCCCAUUGCAGGGAUGCUGGUAGCUCUCUUCGUGUAUCAGGGGAACAUCCCACGACUCUUCCAGACAAAUAUGUUGUACAGUCAAAAGAACAGAUAUAGGAUACCCAAAGGGAAAAUAAUUCCGGUGUCCGGCACUGAACAGAGACAGGCAAAAACAGAGAAGAGGACCAGCUGCUCAGGAUAUCUGCCAGAACAGAAUAAAAGAGAUUGACAUUUAUGGGUAGGGACUUGGAGUCCUUUCAGUCUUUGAUUUU
This is a messenger RNA of Rhineura floridana, 967 nucleotides long. Its product is annotated as aquaporin-12-like. The record is from RefSeq and is a predicted model, not a curated record. Lineage: Eukaryota; Metazoa; Chordata; Lepidosauria; Squamata; Rhineuridae. Gene Ontology annotation, cellular component: membrane; cytoplasm. Bases 1 to 924 code for a protein of 307 amino acids. Gene Ontology annotation, biological process: transmembrane transport. Gene Ontology annotation, molecular function: channel activity. The transcript has 3 exons.